This is a messenger RNA of Venturia canescens, 6423 nucleotides long. RefSeq names its product Rho guanine nucleotide exchange factor 2 (gene RhoGEF2). The transcript has 27 exons. Bases 1085 to 6178 code for a protein of 1697 amino acids. Gene Ontology annotation, molecular function: guanyl-nucleotide exchange factor activity; G protein-coupled receptor binding. Gene Ontology annotation, biological process: G protein-coupled receptor signaling pathway. The record is from RefSeq and is a predicted model, not a curated record. NCBI's taxonomy places the organism in Eukaryota, Metazoa, Arthropoda, Insecta, Hymenoptera, Ichneumonidae. Gene Ontology annotation, cellular component: cytoplasm.
AUACGCUUUUCUACUGAAGAGACCGUACCGUACUACGGUCAUUUACGGUCAUUUGGUGACGUUUCACUUCAGGAAUGAAGCUUUCGGUUGUUUGGAACUCGCGUACGUGCUCGUGUAUCAUCGAUAAAAUUCGGUAUUCGCGCUCGUAAAAGGGGAAAUGGAGAAGGAGAGGUGGCUCGUGGACGCGGUUGGCGUUGCAAUUCACCGCAGUUCUCCGCACGAAUAAACAAAUAAUAAAAAACAACAAUUUUAAUCAUAAUGUCAAUAGUUAUUGGUCAAAACGUCUAGAAACGACGUACCAGUGUGAGCCACCUUCAUUAUAACGUGCGCGGAAACCGCGAGUACAAUGGGUCGUGUGUGUCUUUUGUAGAUCUACAUGUACACGUGAAUAUCUACAUCUAUAUCUAUAUAUCAUUCGUGUGUGCGUUACUGCCAGUCGACGCGAUGCACGACGGGAUAUUGGGUUGCGCUUUGGCCCGAUACAAGAUGGCUGGCACUUGUUAGUAGUGUAUUUUUGUACGUUUCAAUGUUCAUUUGAUAGAUACAAAAGAAAACAACAACAAACACAAACGAUAUCAAGACUAAUAGUUCGCGGUGUCUUGAGAUUGUCAUCGAAAGGUCAAAGAAACCAAAUCGUAUUACCGCGAGUGACUGACAAAUCUUUCGCGUUUCGUCGCGAUCUUAAUUUUUUGUCUUUCUUUUCUUUUCUUUUUUUUAUUUGUAAUAAUGUAUCGUCGCGCGUCAUUGCAAUGUGCCGUAAAAGUAUACGGGUUUGAGGGUAAUCGUGUGAUUCCGCCGUAUUUCGUAGCUCUGAGAUCGUUGUGAAAAUACCAUUAUAUAUUAUCGUGAUGCGAAUUCGCACUGCCAAACGGUUUACCUGGCUUUUGGGUGACAGUGUUAUAAUCCUAUUAUCUUUGUGAAGUGAGAUUUUGUUUUCUUCCAUUCGAAUCAACUGUUUUCAUCAUCUGUGAAUGUAAUUUCCUGAUCGUUUGGAUUUUGGACGGUGUUAAAUGAGAGAAGAAUCACCGAGGUGGCGUUAGAGGGCAGAGGUGAGACGCGGCAAGGUGUGGCCGAUAUCGGUGGGAUGAAUGGAACUACGGCGUUACGCCGCAGUGCCGGGGGUGGCGGGGCAGGAAGCCAAGAACCACCACCCGUCGCGACCCUCGUUGUCUACAAAGACGAUGCUGGAUACGGAAUGAAAGUUUCCGGCGACAAUCCCGUAUACGUACAAUCGGUCAAAGAGGGUGGAGCAGCUGCGAGAGCCGGAUUGCACGCCGGGGACAAAAUAAUCAAGGUUAACGGAGUUAACGUUAUGCAGUCAACGCACACCGACGUCGUUGAGCUGAUAAAGUCAUCAACUCAGGUGGUUUUGACGGUACAGCAAAAGCCAGCGACGACGUCGACGUCGCUGCACGUUGGUGGACCGACGUCGACGAUACAUCAACAAUUGCAGAGACCGGCGAGUCUGAGCUCAGGAACGACGAUGGUUUCGCCGACGCAGCCGGCAACCUCGCUGCACCGGGCCUCGACAGCGCCAGCCGGUGGCGCACCGACUUCUUGCAACGCUCGUAUAACGGGCCCUCAACCCGUCGACCACGAGAAAAAACGACAAUUGGAGACUCAGCGAGUGCACACGUUUCAAUUAAUGUUGGAGAAGGAGCAAAGUUACGUAGACAAAUUGCGUAGCGAGCUGGCAAAAGCGGGUGCGGGUGCUGGAAGCGUAAGCAGCGUGACGACUCUGCAGGCUGAAUUGGCCGGUGCCGAGAGAAGGGUUCGCACAUUGCAAGAUCAACUUGCUGCGAUAACAACGAGCGACCAGCUUUGCUCGUUGGUAACAAACACUUCGACUUGCCCCGGCAAUUAUUCCAAUUCCGCUGGUGGUACGAAUAGCAUUGGUAUCGGGGGUGGUGGAGAUAUACCGCCACCCUUGCCAUCUCGAAAAUCCCUGUCCAUGCAGAGUUUAUCCCCGCCUCCUUUGCCACCCCGACCUCCUCCAAUCACCUCAAACACGAACAACAUUGUCCAGUCGGAGCUGGAUCGACAUCUGCUGACUCAUUUAACGCCCCCGACAACAAGUCACGGCAUAUCUAACUCUCUGUCGCAGGGUGCGAAUCUUGGCUCGUCAGGCUCAUUGAACAAACACCAGAGAACGAAAUCGAGUCCAGAACAAUUGAGCACGACGAUAAUUUCACCGUCUGAAGCUAGCCGACGCCUCAUCGCUUCUGAAUCGAUGAACGAUCUCUCACCUCCAAGACAUCCCGGACGACACAGCAGCAGCAUCGAUCUCGACGAUCCCGUUCACGUCACACCACCGGGAACACCACCUCCGCCGUAUCCUCAACCGUCACCCGCCAAUGAAUCCUCCUCGACCAUUAAUGACAGUUUAAGUGAUAGCUUCGUAACGAUUUCCCCCAUUCGACUGCCAAUGAACGAAAGUACACCAGGACUGCCACCUAUUCAGCAACCUAUAAUGUCCAUGGAAGAUGACGACAUGAGCGAUCAAGAAGUUGGUCAGCUGGAAGAUCACGGACCUUUCAAGUCGCUCUCGAGAUUGUGGGAGCAUCACGCCCACCUUUCCGUAUUUAUAAAUUACGUACUAUCCAACAGUGACCCCUCCAGUCUGUUGUUCUACUUGAUAACGGAUUUGUACAAGGAAGGGAACGCCAAAGAAAUGAAAAAAUGGGCUUAUGAGAUUCACUCGAGUUUUCUAGUACCUGGUGCGCCGUUGCGAUUGAACAACGUCGAUGAAAAUGUCGCCCGCGAAAUCGAUGAUGUUCUUCUCAAGGAAUCCGACAAGGAGGAAAUUUUACGGAAGAUAUUCUGGAAAGCAAGAACUCGUGCCAAGGAAGAAUUGAACGAACAACUCGCGGAUUUUCAACAAAAACGGACCGCCGGUCUGGGCAUGUUGUUCGGUCCGAGCGACACUCAACUCGACGAGAGCGCCACGGACAAAGUUCAAGAGACGAAAAUAAUCGAAACUUAUCUUCUUCCGACAAUGCAACCGCAUCUAGAAGUUAUCGAGAAAGAUCACGUGGAUCUUCGUCAAUUUACCACGGCAGCUGGUCUGGCGACAAUAUUGACGAAGAUAUUCCAAGUCCGACCAAUGUCGCUUGACGGAGUACCGACUUUCGUUGCGAAAGACAAGUCGAAUUUGAAGGCUCGUAUUUUGACCGGAAAAACGAGAAAAAUGACGGUAUGCGGUCAUCAUUUUGUGGCUCAUCAGUAUUUCACCGUUACUUACUGCAAUCACUGUGGACUCAUUAUUGGUGGUAUUGGGCCGCAAGGAUAUCAGUGCAGUGUUUGUUCUCUCAGCGUUCAUCGCCUUUGCGUUCGAGUCGUCGAGGAGAAUUGUCCAGGUCCUUUGAAUAGGAAAGAGCGAACGAGCGCGAACGACCGUAUAAGUCGAAUAAUGGAACGCAUACGGCCGGAAAGGAAGCCGCCAUCGCACCACCAUCAUCAUUCGCAAAACCACAUGCACUUGAUCGAACGAGCUAAGCGAGGGGAAGAAGAUGCUGGAGUUAUGACCGAUGGCGAAAAUGGAGAACAUCGCGGAGGCGGCGCAAGCGGAAACACCCGGAGCAGCAACGAACGAGGACGCGUUUCCGCUUACGGCGAUUAUCCUGAUAGCAUGGACAAUCCUUCCUCGAGAGAAGAUAUAUCAGAAAUGGUGCAGCAAAAUAUUUCCAGUAAGCCAAAGACGUCGAACAUAAAUAGGUCUGAAAGUUACAAGGAGCGGAUACAUCACAAGAGGCAGCUGCGAGAAAAACGAAAAACGAGUGAUCCCAAUCUCUCCAAGACCAAGACUGGUUUCAGUGAUUGCGAAGCGGCUGGAUCAUUUCCUGGAAAUUCGGCGGGCAGCUCGUCGAACAGCAGCUUGUCAACGAGAAGCUUGGACAGUCCUAGUACCAGCCUGGAACAAGUACAUCCGGCAAAUGCAGGGGCGAAUACGUCAACCUCGUGGGACAGCGAUGUCGACGUCGAGGCAGAUCCACCCGAAUGGAGUCAGGGUGUCUCCGAGGAAGUCCUCGCGCGUCUCAGUAAUUCCGAAAAAAAGAGACAAGAGGUCAUCAAUGAAUUGUUCCAUACAGAACGAUCACACGUACGCGCGUUGAAAGUUCUUUCCUACGUCUUCCACAGGCCUCUACUCGAGUCCGGGGUUCUUCCCCUCGACCAAAUCCAAUUAUUGUUCUCGAAUCUUGACGAGAUGGUGACGAUACAUUCGCGUUUCAACCAAGCGAUGAAGCGCAAGAAAAAGGAGAAUCCAUGCGUGGGUGACAUAGGCGAUUUGUUGUUGGAGAUGUUCGAUGGCGAGGCGGGGGAGGCGUUUGAGCGUGCUGCAUCGACUUAUUGUGCGAAGCAACAGGUAGCAUUGGACGCGUUGCGGGAUCGUAGACGCAAAGAUCCAAAGCUGAAUUCGUUCCUAAACGAGAUCGAGGCGAACACGUUGUGUCGUCGUCUCCAGUUGAAAGACCACAUUUUAACUGGUAUGCUCCGAUUAACGAAGUAUCCGUUGCUGUUUGAAAAUCUGGCAAAAUACACACCGGACAGUAACGAGAAAGAGAAAGCUGACGUUUUGCGAAGUCUUGAAAGGAGCAAAGAAAUUUUGAGCGUGGUUAACCAGGCGGUUCGAGAAGCGGAGGAUUAUCAGCGACUCGCUGAAAUUCAACGAACCAUCGACCGAUCCGCUUUUGAUAAAUUCGAUCAUCCGACUGUCCAAGAGUUUAAAAAUAUCGACAUUACAAAACGUAAAUUAUUGUUCGAAGGCCCUCUGCAAUGGCGCAUGGUAAAUCGCCCGAAACCCGUCGACCUUCACGUCGUGCUGCUCGACGAUACAAUAUUUUUGCUUCACCGACAAGAUGACAAGUAUUUGCUUAAAUUUAUCAAUACCAAUCAAAUGAAUUCCGUGCUCAGCCCCAUCGUUCGCGUCUCCACCGUGCUCGUCAGAAACAACGCGGUCGACAAGAAUUCUCUCUAUCUAGUAAACACCUCACAAAAUGGCGCGCAGAUUUACGAUCUCGUCGCCGCUUCCAAAGCCGAGCGUGAAUUAUGGUGCAAACACAUUUCCGAAGCUGCUGAAGCUUAUUACAAAGCCCGCGAUCGCGAAGGACGUAGACCUACACCGCCUACCGCUAUGAACGAGGAACCCCCCGUUACCGAACAAAAUACCAAUUCAAAUCCUGAUACUACCAACGACAAGGGCAACGAACAAGACCAAGAUACUAAAGACUCCAACGAAGAUUCCAACGCUUCGAAGACUGAAGCUCAACCCGAAGAGGAAAAUCCUGAUGUUAAUAAUCAAACGGAGGUUAAUAACGAUCCUAAAAAUGACGAGGAACCGUCGCAGUCCCAAGAACGUCAUUCACCAAUACCUGGUUCCGUUGAACCCAUGAGAAUGGUUACUUGUACGCAAUGCUCGCUCAUUGAUCCGAUCGAAGUUCACACCGAAGUACGGCCUGUGCAUGUUGCCGAACCCGCUCUUACACCUAUAGAAUGUUUGAGACGGAAGGACGAGGUAAUAAAACGAGCUUUAAUCGAGAAACAGUCCCUGGUUGCCGAUAUUUUAAACAUACCGAAGGAAGAUUUUGAACAUGUGGCCGACAUGGCUUCGGAGGUGUCAGGACUGGAGAAAGAACCCACGGAAUUGAUCCUCGCUGCGAUCAGUCAAGCCAACAAUUUGAUGGGAAUGUUGAAUUCUGCACUUGCUGUUACCGAAACCGAGGCUGUUUUGGCUUCGAAAGGAACCAUCGUACCACCUUCUACCAGUUGCGAAACUACUGGAUGUCGGGUUGCGAGAAAUCACACUCAUCCAUAUCAGCCAGUCAUACCAGUCGCAGAUUUACAGCCUAUUUGCCAUUCUCUGACUUCACAAUUAUCGCAGCUAUUGGAAAUCGUUAAAGACCGAGAGGAUGAGCGUGAAAGGUUACGCAAAGAAUUGAGAAGCAGUAGAGAACGCCUACACGCGAUCGAUUCGGAAGCUCAGCGUCUGCAAUCCAACGUUCCUACAGUGGAAAUCCAUACUCAGACAGAUCACGAUGGUGUUCCAACUACCGAGGCUUGUUCCAACAUCAACAAAGAUGAAUUUGUGGAUGCUUACGGGGACCCGGAGGAAGAGGUAGAAUCGAAGACGACAAAGGGUGGUGGAAUCGAGACUGACGUGAUGGGCGACAGCGUAGGUUGAUAGCCCAUCGAUAACUGUAAUGUUUUCAUAUUCAAAACUCGUCUUUUCGGGAAGUUGUCAAUACAACAAAAGUUCGUGGGAACGAAAAAGCAAAAAAACAGAGCAAGAGCGAUGGCUUAUCGAACGUAACGAUGUCAUAAUUAGGUGUUCGUGAGAGCACAAAACUGAAAACUAUUCGUUUACGUUUAAAAUGGCGAAGGAAAGCAAAGAAAAAAAAACAAAAACAAAAACGCCUUUCACAAAGA